This is a messenger RNA of Capronia epimyces CBS 606.96, 1962 nucleotides long. RefSeq lists its product as uncharacterized. The record is from RefSeq and is a predicted model, not a curated record. Lineage: Eukaryota; Fungi; Ascomycota; Eurotiomycetes; Chaetothyriales; Herpotrichiellaceae. The transcript has a single exon. Bases 1 to 1962 code for a protein of 653 amino acids.
AUGUGGCUUUACGCGAGCUCAUCUAAACGCGCCGCCAAACCCUCUACCUCAACCUCAACCUCAACCCAUCGGGCCUCGUCGUCCACCGCCCGCCCAACAUCUCCCGGCUCGACCCUCUCCGAAGUGCUGCGCAAGAACCCAUUCAGAGCAGGCUCCAAGGAGUCUCUCACAGGAGCCGGGGAGGAAGAUGUGUCGGCCUCUUUGAACAAGGACUUGUUAAUCCUGGCCGAGUUCUUCCCGGAUGUCAAAGUCGAAGUUCUCCGCGAACUUUUGGCGCGGUUCGAUGGCGACAGCAGGUUGCCGAUAUGUAUCGAACAGCUGUACAAGUACAAGGCCGAAUGGGCUAAGGGUCGCUUUCACGUACCGCCGAGAGAGAUAGACGAACCAAUUUCGGCAGAGGAUCUGUUCAGGGCGAGAGACUACAUUGAUGCGGUCAAGUGGGCGGUCGGGCGCGAGUUCAACGCACUGAGCAAGAGCGCCGUCGACGCGGUUCUCGCGGAAGUCAAUUUCUCCUACACUCAUGCUCGACCAAUCCUCCAGGGACUAGCGAGCAAGUCCUGGAAGGUCGCAUUCACGAGCAUAUUCAGGAAGAAGAGGGCUCAGGACGAGACGCCAUUUUCACUGUUGGACAAGACUAGAGCAGACCCCGGUGGACCGCGGUUGAUCGCUUCAGGCUCUCAAGAACUUGACAGCGAACUGUCCGCGCUGUUCAUGCAUCCUGUCCGGGCGCAGGGAUCGAAGGAUCAAGAGACCAUCGACUUUGAACUGGCGCAGACGCUCAAUCUACAAGAAGCCGAGGAAGCCGGGGCGCUGUUCGAGUGUCAGGUCUGUUACAACGACAUCCCCUUUGAAGAUGCCACCGUAUGUACUCAGUCAGAGCAUACAAUUUGCCUCGACUGCGUCCGGCGAACCCUGCACGAGGCCUUGUUUGGACAAGGCUGGGCGAAAUCGGUUGACAUGGAACAUGGCACCUUGAAAUGCCUUACCACCGACACCUGUGAUGGCCGCAUCUCCCAGGAGCUCGCCCGGCAAGCAGUAUUCCGUGAGAAGUCGGGGGCGGAGACAUGGGCGCAAUUCGAAGACCGGCUGGCGCAAUACAACCUACAACAGUCAGGCCUACCGAUCCACCAUUGCCCGUUUUGCUCCUACGCCGAAGCCGAGCAGGUCUACAACCGCGACUCAGCGGCGGACAAGUUGAUCUGGCGCGUGCGUAAGCCGACGGGCAUCGACACAUUCACGUUGCUCCUGCUCCUCGAACUGCUUCCCAGUCUGAUUUUCGUGCUGAUUCCGUUCAUGAUCCUCUUCCCCGGCUACUUCAUCGCAACCUUCCACACCGCAUUGGCACACCUGGCGCUCGAGAAACGUACGACGCGCUUCGUAUGCCGGAGGCCGGGAUGCUCGCGGAAAUCGUGCCUCAAGUGUCUCAAGGCAUGGCAUAACCCGCACGUCUGCCACGAGCCGCUGAUCGUGUCGCUACGCACGACGGUCGAAGCGGCGCGCACCGCGGCCGUCAAGCGCACCUGUCCACGCUGCGGGACCAGCUUCGUCAAGUCGUCGGGCUGCAACAAGCUGACCUGCGUCUGCGGCUACAGCAUGUGCUACCUGUGCCGCAAGAACAUCGGCAAAGCCGGCUCCUCGUCCAACUUCGAAGGUGGCGGCGAAGGAUACCGCCAUUUCUGCGAGCACUUCCGCCCCACCGCCGGGACCAAGUGCACCGAGUGCGACAAGUGCGAUCUGUACCGUGCCGAAGACGAGGAUGCUGAGGUCCGGCGUGCCGGCGAAGAGGCCGAGCGCCUCUGGAGGGAGAGGGAGGGCAUGGUCGGGGUCAAGGGCCUGGAAGAUGCCGUCGGAAACGUCGCCGGCGAAGACACCCUGUGGAGACGCUUCUGGGACGGCCGGUGGACGGUGCAAGGCGUGGUGGAUGCCGUCGUCGAGCGCUGUGUCGUCGUUGAAAUUGACUGA